CCCCACUUCAUAAAGGCAGGGCCGGGGGACGGCCUGCACAGCUGCCCGGUGGUGGCGGAGGAGAAGGGACAGCCCUCUCUCCACUCCGACUUCCCGCCUCUCCUGCGGACAGCCCGGGACCAUGGCAGGCGUCCUGUGGGACAUCGGUGUCGCUCUGUGUGUUUUGCUGUCGUUGUCGGGAGCUGGAACUCAGUCUGCCCCAGGUUGCGCCCUGUGGUGCCCUCGGAAGUCCUCGUGCAUCAACGCCACUGCCUGCCGCUGCAACCCUGGAUUCAGUUCGACCUCGGGGGAGAUUUUUACCAACAUCUUGGAGAGCUGUGACGACAUCAAUGAGUGUGCACCACCCAUGGCGCCACCCUGUGGCAAACUCGCAGACUGCGUGAACACGGAGGGCAGCUUCUACUGCAUGUGCAACCCAGGCUAUGGGCUCAGUUCUGGGGCAAAAACGUUCAGGAAUGAGAGCGAGAACACGUGUCAAGACAUCGACGAGUGUCAACAGAACCGAAAGCUCUGUAAACCCCACGGCGUCUGCGUCAACACCCCGGGCAGCUACACCUGCCGGUGCCUGCCCGGCUUUGCGCUCCAGCAGAAGGGCCCGAUGCUGUGUGCAGACGUGAACGAGUGCACCUCGGGACAGAACCCGUGCCACAACACCACCCACUGCCUCAACACCGUGGGUAGCUAUGAGUGUCGCUGCCGCCCUGGCUGGACGCCGGCUCCUGGGUCGCCCAACGGCCCAAACACCACCAUUUGCGAAGAUGUGGACGAGUGCCGCUCCGGGCAGCAUCAAUGUCACGUGUCCACCGUCUGCAUCAACUCCGUGGGCUCCUAUCGGUGCCGCUGCCGUCAAGGGUGGAAGCUCAAGACCAGGAGCCUGAAUAACCAAACGGCCCGUACUAACCAAACGAAAUCGGUGAACCAAUCGAGCGUGGUCUGCGAAGCUACGCCCUUCUCCACCUUGACCUGGCUCCCUGGAAUCGACAGCCAGAUACUUUCCUGGUUCUUUGAUAAAAUUCAGAAUUUGAGCAGCGACGUCAAGCCAGACUCCGCCAAGGACACCAUGCAGAGCCUCAUCAACUCCGUGGAUGAGCUCAUGGAAACCCUCGGGGACAUGGAGACACUGCCCCCACACGUCCGGCACCGCAUGGCCACCCACCUCCUUUCAGGCCUCGAAGAUGUCCUGAGAUCCAUCGCAGGGACCUUACCUGAAGGUCCCUUCACCUACCGUUCCCCUUCCAAAACAGAACUGUCCCUGAUGGUCCAGGAGCGGGGGACGGGAAAUGUCACCGUGGGUCAAAGCCACGCACGGGUGAUGCUGGACUGGGCUGUGGCAGCCGGCGACGGGGGCUCAGGCCGCACUGUGGUGGGAGUCCUCUCCAGCAACAUGACCAAGUUGCUGGCCAACGCCUCUUUCGACAUGGACCCCGAAACGCAGAAGGAGCUGGAAGAAUUCUACGAGAGCCCUGUCCGUGGUGCCCGGCUCAGGCUCCUCUCGCCCGUCAACUCUGUCUUCCUGAGCAACAAGAACACCAAGCGACUAGACUCCCUUGUCACCUUUGCCUUCUCCCACGACGUGGACACACCCAAGACGCGCCAGGAGCUGAUCUGUGCCUUCUGGAAGAAUGACAGCGAGCGGGGAGGACACUGGGCCACCGAGGGCUGCCGGAAGCUGGGCAGCAGGAACGGCAGCACCACGUGCCAGUGUAACCACCUGAGCAGCUUUGCCAUCCUUGUGGCACACUACGACGUGGAGGACCCGAAGCUGGCCCUGUUCACCAAGGUGGGCCUGUCGCUGUCGCUCAUCUGCCUGUUGCUGUGUAUUCUCACCUUCCUGCUGGUGCGGCCCAUCCAGAGCUCGCGCACCACCGUGCACCUGCACCUCUGCAUCUGCCUCUUCGUGGGCUCCGCCGUCUUCCUGGCCGGCAUCGAGAACGAAGGCGGCGAGGUGGGGCUGCGCUGCCGCCUGGUGGCCGGGCUGCUGCACUACUGCUUCCUGGCCGCCUUCUGCUGGAUGAGCCUCGAGGGCUUGGAGCUCUACUUCCUCGUGGUGCGCGUGUUCCGCGGCCAGGGUCUGCGCACGCGCUGGCUCUGCCUGAUCGGCUACGGCGUGCCCUUGUUCAUCGUGGCCGUCUCGGUGGCCGUCAAAAGCCAGUGUUAUGGCCACGAGCUCUACUGCUGGUUGAGGCGGGACGGUGGCUUCCUCUGGAGCUUCCUGGGCCCUGUGACCGUCAUCGUGCUG
Molecule: messenger RNA, 2239 nt
Organism: Tupaia belangeri chinensis (Chinese tree shrew)
Lineage: Eukaryota; Metazoa; Chordata; Mammalia; Scandentia; Tupaiidae
Gene: ADGRE5
Product: adhesion G protein-coupled receptor E5
Biological process (GO): adenylate cyclase-activating G protein-coupled receptor signaling pathway; cell surface receptor signaling pathway
Cellular component (GO): plasma membrane
Molecular function (GO): G protein-coupled receptor activity; calcium ion binding
Source: RefSeq, a predicted model, not a curated record